Pygocentrus nattereri (red-bellied piranha) is the source of this 2788-nucleotide messenger RNA. It is a transcript of the gene ica1, whose product is annotated as islet cell autoantigen 1. Gene Ontology annotation, cellular component: Golgi apparatus. The record is from RefSeq and is a predicted model, not a curated record. Lineage: Eukaryota; Metazoa; Chordata; Actinopteri; Characiformes; Serrasalmidae. Bases 112 to 1548 code for a protein of 478 amino acids. Gene Ontology annotation, biological process: regulation of transport. The transcript has 13 exons. Gene Ontology annotation, molecular function: protein domain specific binding.
UGACGGAUGAGGAUGAGAGAGAGAGAGAGAGAGAGAGAGAGAGAGAGAGAGAGAGAGAGAGGAUGGAUUAAACUAUUCAUGGUUUAAUAGCCACGACGCGCAUUAGAAAACAUGGACGGGGGAAACUAUGGCUUCCCGCGGGAGUAUUUGGAUCGUUUUGUCCAAAGUCAAGACUCCUCUGUGGUGAACAAGUUCCAGCAGAAGUACUGGAAAACCAAACAGACGCUAAUCAAAGUCACGGGGAAGAAGGAAGACGAGCAUGUGGUCGCCUCGGACGCAGACUUGGAUGCCAAACUCGAGGUGUUUCACUCUGUGCAGAGGACGUGCAUGGAGCUCCUCAAAGUGAUCGAACAGUACCAGAGAAGAAUAUGUUUUUUAUCUCAGGAGGAGAACGAGUUGGGCCGCUUCCUGCGUUCGCAGGGGUCUCAGGACAAAAGCCGAGCGGGGAAGAUCAUGCAGGCUACGGGAAAAGCCCUCUGCUUCUCCUCUCAGCAAAGGCUGGCGUUGCGUGUCCCGCUGUGCCGCCUGUACCAGGAGGUGGAGACGUUUCGUUACAGGGCCAUCUCAGACACGUGGCUGACCGUGAACAGGAUGGAGCAGGCCAGGACGGAGUACCGGGGGGCGCUGCUGUGGAUGAAGGAUGUGUCUCAGGAGCUUGACCCCGACACGCACAAACAGAUGGAGAAAUUCCGCAAGGUUCAGGCGCAGGUGCGUCUCACCAAGACGAGCUUUGACAAGCUGAAGAAUGACGUUUGCCAGAAGGUGGAUUUACUGGGAGCCAGCCGUUGUAACCUGCUUUCUCAUGUUCUCACAAACUACCAGACCACGCUGUUGCAUUUCUGGGAGAAAACAUCUCACACCAUGGCCGCCAUCCACGAGAGCUUCAAAGGCUGCCAGACCUACGAUCUCUCAGCGCUUAAGAUGCUGCAGAAUAAAGGUUCUGAUCAGGGAGCAAAGAAAAGAGUGAAAAAGAAAAACAAGGCAAAAACAGAGGAAGAGGACCAACCAACCACAGAGGACACACUUAUUUCAAUAGAAGAAGAGGAUCUAAAUAAGGACACGAGUCAGUCAGGCCUAGAGGAGGCGCUGUCCAGCAGUGGUCAGGAGAAGGACAGCCUGAGUCUGCUGAGCGAGAUAUUGGGCUCGAGCUCGUUGGAGGAGGGCGAUUUCUCCCGCGAGUGGAGGGAGGUGUUCGGGGAGGAUGAGUGCCUGGACAGCGGAAGCAGCAGUGCUGCCGGACUGUCAGAUGUCCAGCUGGAGGAGGAGAAGGGUUCAUUCUUCCUCCCUUCACGCCUGCUAGACCAGAACAUUCACAACUUGCAGUCUGCAGUCUCAGGCUGGACUAUGGCUAAUCCACAGAGCACCGCCGGCCCAACUGAACAAACGGCUGGAGCCAAUCGGAUCACUUCCAAAUCCACCGCGAGAGACACCCCUGAAACCUUAAAGGAUCGCUCUACGUGGUUCAACCUGUUCGCUGAUCUGGAUCCUCUGACCAACCCGGACGCAGUGGGCAGAACAGACAAGGAGCACGAGCUGCUUAAGGCAUGAACGUCUCCUCAAGCACCUCGUCUAUCGCCGCACAAAGGACAGACGCGUUUGUUGCAUGAAUAUUUCCUUACACUGUAUCAAACAUCCUUCAACCUGGACUGGUCGUUCAGAUUUGUGAGCCAAAGGAAGUCGAAACCAUCGCCUUCUGUAGUUCUUCAUCCUUCUCAUAUCUGUGCCAAUAUUUGUUUUGGCUUCAAGGAAUUCUAUUAUGCGAAUGUGGUAUAAUUUGAGCUACUGAUCAUUUUUUGUUUUUUUGCUUGCGGAGAAGAAAAGGAAGCUCUAGGCCAAAUUCAGGAAAAUGUUUUAAAGGGAAAUUCCACCUGCUUGGCUUCCGUUUCUAGACAGUUCAGUCACUAAGAUUGCGAAUAUAUGAGCAAAGCCAUUCUGAAUAUGUGGUCAUCCAGAGCGGUUUGGUGUGAAAUUCUCCGUUCUGGAGAGUCGGAAUUGUUCACAGUGGUGGUGACAGGAACCCGAUGUCUGAGCCGUUCAAUGCUUCUACGAAAAGCUGAUACACAGGGAGUGUUUGAGGUUUGAAGUGAUGUAAACAUUGGUUUUGUUCGUCUAAUCAAAAACUUUGCCCUUCAAAGUAUUUACUUCAGCUGAAUAAAACCAACCGUUUUUCAGUUUAUCACACACUCAGUAUUUUUUUUUCCAUCCCAUUUUAUCGCUCUUGUCGGGAAAAAAACCUUGUAUGUCUAUUUUUGUCCUUUUUCAGGUUUUGACAUAAUUCGGAAAUACUUGUUGCCUUUUACAUCGUCGGUAAAUUUCAUGAUGAAUGGACUAACAGAAAUGACCCAAAAUGACUUGGACAAAAUCCUGGUUCCAUUGACUUCCAUUAAAAGUAAAGUAGGUUUUUUCCUUCUCCUGUAAAGUCACCAUUUCGGAGAGACGAGAUUUUCUUCCGACAACAGUGAUAUGAAAACCCGCACCCAGGGGACUGUAACGUGAAUCAGAACCUAAAGAAAAUGUAUUUUUCCAGAUUUACAGCUAUUGUGCCAUGUCAGCGUUACGUAUAAAACUCAGAAGCCAUGUGUAGGUUGACUGCUGGUUUUGGAUAGUAGAUAAAAUAGCUGUAUUUGUGCUUCCCUUCACCACCACUGUAAAUAAUCAGAGCAGGUUUCCUCUACGAUGAACUACAGUGGUGUGAAAAAGUGUUUGCCCCCUUCCUCAUUUCCUGUUUUUUUGCAUGUUUGUCACACUUAAGUGUUUCGGAACAUCAAACCAAUUUAAACAAUAGUCA